AUGCGUGUCACACGGCCCAUCAUCCCGUUAACCUCUCUGGCCAUUCCGACGCGUCGUAUUCCAUCCCGCGACAUCUCGUGGGUGCUAUUCCACAUCCGUCCCGCUGCCACGCACGCGCACUCCCCAGGUGGGUGUGCCGUUGCAGAACUUUUCUCGCACCCGUCGCGCCCCGCCCUGUCGAAGCCUCUCCUGUCGCUGUGCAUCGCCGUCGCUCCUCUCAAGUCCAUGGUUUGUCGCGAAGACGUACGGGCUGCCGACAUAGAGGUGGUCGACGACGAACUCGACACCGAAGACCUCGAAGCUGCCGGCUGUGCCGUCUGCGCGAGUGAGGCGCACCGCCCUCGUCCCCCUGCGCGUUUUCCCGAGAAUCGGACGCUCCGGGCUCAGUAUGAGCUUGUGUCGGUGAACAAUGCCGGCUUGGCUGCUCACGCUUCCGUGUUGCACGAUCGGAACCUCGCUCUCCUUCACCGCGCCCGCGAAGAUUAUCAGGCGGGUUUGGUGAUGCUUGAGCAGGCGCUCUUGUCUCGCGCGCGCACGGAGCAGGCUAACGUCGACCUCGAAGACCGCGUACGCGGCCUCCGCGAUCAGGCCGGACGCGUGGAUGCGGCCGAGACCCAGCUCCGGGUGUUCAAGGCUUCGUCGGUUGAGGAUUACCACGCCCUCCAGGACCAGCUCGCCGCCUCUCAAGCGCAGCGGGACGACGCGCGUGCUGAGCGCGACGACCUGUGUACUCGGCUAGCUGCUGCGGAAGCUGCCCUCGUCCCUGUCCAGGCUCAGCUCGACGCUGCCGUAACGCAGCGAGAUCGGGUGCGACAGUCUGUCGCCCGUCGAGAGCGACAACGUGACGGCGCCCUCGCCGAACGUGACCAAGCACGUCGGGAUCUCGUUGCGCUCGAGCAGGAGCGUAACGCGGUCGUCGGGGAGCGCGAUCAGGCUCGGCAGGAGUCCCUCACUCUGGAGCAAGGUCGUGACGCUGCAGUCCGUGAGCGCGACCAGGCACGUCGAGCCCAGGCGGGAGUGGAACAGCAGCGCGACGCUCUGGUUGAGAAUCUGCGCGUCACUCGCAACUCGCUUGCUCAGAGUCAAGCUGAGACUGAGUCCACCCGGCGGCUGAACGACCCGCUGCAUGCCGACAUCCGGCGCGUGAAUGCGUUGCUGGUUGCCCACGCCGAGGAGCUCCAGCGCGAGACGGCUCGCAUACGCGAGCUGGAGGAGACAGCCGCGGCUGCCUCGACUACACGCGUGGUCGCAGAGGCAGAGACGGCCCGCGACCAGGCUAAUGAGCUGCAGGCUGCCUCGCGAUCCGGGCAGUAUCGCACCGGCUGGUUGGCCAUGCGGCGUCGGUCGCUGCAGCGAGGAGAUACGGCCGGCGCGCACAUCCGCCGUCUGAGCGUCCGCGUCGCCGACCUGGCUGACGAACGCGAUCUAGCGGUCCGGGAGCGUGACGAGCGUGCGGUGGUCUGGAGGCGCAUGCUUCGAGACGCGCUCCGGAGCCGAGAGUUGGCUCAGCGCGUGCGCGACGACCUGGCCGGUAAACUGGCCAACUCCGUUUCGUCGGUAGGCGGUACCAUCGACACCGCCGACUUGAUCCGCCACCUCGAAGCUACCUACGCAGCGGAAGUGAACGCUGCCAUUCCCCUUCCUCCUGCCGAUCUCGCCGGGGCCACGCCUGUGGCUGUGUCCGUCGCGUCGCCUCCUGUUGUUGUCGCUGGGUCGUCCGGGUCAGCCCCCAGCUCUGGCACCGUACCUUCGUCGAGUGUUUUGGCUCAGCAGCCGUCUUCCUCUGUCGGUACUCCGGCCCCUGUUCAGGUUCCGGUGUCUCCCUCGGCUUCGUCAUUGGCUCCCGGCGACCUCCACGUCGAGUUCUUCGCCACGGCGUCGGAGCCAGCGGGCUUCUACAAGGGCUGA
Phytophthora sojae is the source of this 1908-nucleotide messenger RNA. RefSeq lists its product as hypothetical. The coding region runs from base 1 to 1908 and encodes 635 amino acids. NCBI's taxonomy places the organism in Eukaryota, Oomycota, Peronosporomycetes, Peronosporales, Peronosporaceae. The record is from RefSeq and is a predicted model, not a curated record. The transcript has 5 exons.